This is a messenger RNA of Mus musculus (house mouse), 3279 nucleotides long. RefSeq names its product phospholipase A2, group XV (gene Pla2g15). Gene Ontology annotation, biological process: ceramide metabolic process; phosphatidylserine metabolic process; phosphatidylcholine metabolic process. The record is from RefSeq and is a predicted model, not a curated record. The transcript is spliced from 6 exons. Gene Ontology annotation, molecular function: A2-type glycerophospholipase activity; acyltransferase activity, transferring groups other than amino-acyl groups; glycerophospholipid phospholipase A1 activity. Lineage: Eukaryota; Metazoa; Chordata; Mammalia; Rodentia; Muridae. Gene Ontology annotation, cellular component: extracellular region; membrane; lysosome. Bases 779 to 1900 code for a protein of 373 amino acids.
UGGAUCCUGCAGGAUCCAGUGCAGCCAGGGUCUGGUGGGCCAACUGCUCUGUUGUGCAUCUGCUUUAAGCACGAAACCCAGAGCAUUUGGUUUCUAACCUGGGUCAGUUCGGUUAGCCCACCUCCCGCCAUACCGGGCAUGGGUGUGGUCUGGAGCCCUCUGAAACGUGAGAGUAAAGGGAAUAGAUAAUGUCUGGCUUUCCACUCCACCUAACUGCAACAGCUCCAAACCUUGCCUCGCCAUGCCCCCAUUUCUUAGCUGGAAAGACUGAGGCAAUUCAACCCUACUUCAGCGGGUUCCUAGGCAGUCUCAGAAUCGGUCAUUACCUCCUACCCUCUCUAUUUCACAGGGAAUGAGUGGUAGCAAGUUCUAUCCACGCUGGCCCCCAAAAGCAUUUCUCUGCUCUCAGCUUAUGGAAUGGAUGGUAUUGACUUUCGAGGAGAUGGCCUAAGGGAAACAGGGUGGCUAAGGGAAGGGAGGAGAGAGGAAUGGGGUUGGGACAACAGUCUUGAACUGGCGUUGAGGGAGUCCGGGAGUCUGAGAGCAUGCCUCCACUCUCCGCUUCCAGACCUAAUUACUCUAGGCUGUACUGAGGCCAGGUGACAUUCCCUGCCCACUUGCUCUUCUGUCUUAGACUUGGCAGCGGAACAGAAAUAACAAUGUUUCUAUGUGGUAAUAGGCCAGGCUAAAAUCUCUAGGAGUCUUAGAUGCCCCAUUCAGCCAAUGGAAGUCGUUUUGAACUGGUGUUUCGCUGGCCAGGACUCCUGAGAACAGAGACAUGCUGAAACUGCCUGGUGAUUUGGGUAACCAGUUGGAAGCAAAGCUGGAUAAGCCAAAGGUUGUACACUACCUUUGCUCCAAGAAGACGGACAGCUACUUCACACUCUGGCUGAAUCUGGAACUGCUUCUGCCUGUUAUCAUUGACUGCUGGAUUGACAAUAUCAGGCUGGUUUACAACAGAACAUCUCGGGCCACCCAGUUUCCCGAUGGUGUGGACGUGCGUGUCCCUGGCUUUGGGGAAACAUUUUCUAUGGAAUUCCUAGACCCCAGCAAGAGGAAUGUGGGUUCCUAUUUCUACACUAUGGUGGAGAGCCUUGUGGGCUGGGGCUACACACGGGGUGAAGACGUUCGAGGUGCUCCCUAUGAUUGGCGGCGAGCCCCAAAUGAAAACGGGCCCUACUUCUUGGCCCUGCGAGAGAUGAUCGAGGAGAUGUACCAGAUGUAUGGGGGCCCCGUGGUGCUGGUCGCCCACAGCAUGGGCAACGUGUACAUGCUCUACUUUCUGCAGCGGCAGCCACAAGUCUGGAAGGACAAAUAUAUCCAUGCCUUCGUCUCACUGGGGGCGCCCUGGGGGGGCGUGGCCAAGACGCUGCGUGUCCUGGCCUCAGGAGACAACAAUCGCAUUCCCGUCAUUGGGCCACUGAAGAUCCGGGAACAGCAGCGAUCUGCCGUCUCUACCAGCUGGCUACUGCCAUACAACCACACUUGGUCACAUGAAAAGGUAUUUGUAUACACACCCACGACUAACUACACGCUCCGGGACUAUCACCGGUUCUUCCGGGACAUCGGUUUCGAAGAUGGCUGGUUCAUGCGGCAGGACACAGAAGGGCUGGUUGAAGCCAUGACGCCACCCGGGGUGGAGCUGCACUGCUUGUAUGGCACUGGUGUUCCCACGCCAAACUCUUUCUACUACGAGAGCUUUCCUGAUCGGGACCCCAAAAUCUGCUUCGGCGAUGGUGACGGCACGGUGAACCUGGAGAGCGUCCUGCAGUGCCAAGCCUGGCAGAGCCGCCAAGAGCACAGAGUAUCAUUGCAGGAGCUGCCGGGAAGCGAGCACAUUGAGAUGCUAGCCAAUGCCACCACCUUGGCUUAUCUGAAACGUGUGCUUCUGGAACCUUGAUGUCCUCCGCCAGGCAGGGCUGCUGGAUGGCUGGACCACGGAGCUUUUCUUGGCCUCUGACUCUUUCACGGUCUACAAGCUUGGCAGAGUUUGUGACCAUCAUUCAAGUCCCAGGAGGCAUCUGCCUCGGAGGAAUGCUAUUUCUCAACCUUUCUUCUGUAGAAUGGCCAUGAAGAAGGAAGAAGUGAGUGUGGACAUUUGAAGGAGACUGCUGCUGCUGCUGCUGCUGAAUUGUGACCUCACGCUGGCUCUGGAGGCUGGCUUGUUUGGCCCCUCACCCCAGUCCCUAACUUGGACCGUGCAAUCCUCUUAGCUCUCUGGUCUUUCUACUCUAGCUCACUGGGCCCUAACCUUCCCUUUUGAGGGAUGUUAGUUACUGAGCUGAUGUCCUGCCAUGAAAGAUUCCACAGAGAUCCCCGGGUGACCUUCCCACGCACUGGCCUCAGGUUGCCCACUACACUGGCCACAGGUGGCUAGAGCUGCUGGCUUCCCUGUGACCUCGCUGGUGGACAUUCUGAGUGUGGGGUCUCCUGGAGGCAGUCGGGUAAGCCCCUGCAGGCAGGCCAGUUGCUCGUAUUGUCUCCGUGAUCCCUCCAGGCUGGGUUCUUUACAGUCUGCUCCUACCUCUCAUUUAGCAGCAUCCUAGUUCUGGACUGGACAGCAGAGGACCUCUCAAUUCUUGGGGGCCAUGUCCUAAGAUUCCUGAUGUCCCAGCUUGUGACGGAGGUCCCGGUACUGAAGCUGGCUCUGUUGGUUCUGGGACCUGUAGUUUAAGGGGAGGGGAUGGGGCUUCUUUGAAGGUUCCUAGAAAGAAAGUGAGCUCAAGGGAACAGCCACGGUUGCUUAGAGCUUCCCAUGAGUCACCUUCUUGAGAACUCUACCAUCAUGGUGCACCCCGCUGUGGGGUAUUUCUACUAUCCACUUGGGCUGGCACAGGGUUGAGAGGUGGUAGAGUUCCUGCCCAACACUACCACCAGGCAGCUGAAUGGGUUUUGGUUUGCAGGAAAACAGUCCAGAGCUUUGAAAAGGCUCCUAAGAGAGCUAGGAACUUAGAGUCCCAGCUUGGGGGUGGGGGGGGAUUGUUUGUUUGCCCCAGGGAUGCCACAUGGUCUCUGUGUGACAGCAGGGAUGGGGAAUCUGGGACUGCCUUAGGGACAGUGUACCUGACUAUGGGCUUGGGUACAGCUUUUAAGUUGGGGUCUCAAAACCACUUAGAAGCUGGACCACACUGCCUUCCCAUAUCGUUUCUGAUGCUGGACUUCCCUUGUUAAGCACAUUCCUAUCAUCUGUCCCUCACCUGAGUGUUGGGACCCCCCCACUUGGGGCCCUGAGCAAACUGUACCUCGAUUUUGGCAAUAAAAGUAUUCUGGAUGUUGUAA